This is a messenger RNA of Vanrija pseudolonga, 462 nucleotides long. RefSeq lists its product as uncharacterized. The record is from RefSeq and is a predicted model, not a curated record. NCBI's taxonomy places the organism in Eukaryota, Fungi, Basidiomycota, Tremellomycetes, Trichosporonales, Trichosporonaceae. The transcript is spliced from 3 exons. The coding region runs from base 1 to 462 and encodes 153 amino acids.
AUGCUCGCCGCCCUGACCGCUACCCUCGCCCUCCUCGCGACCGCGACCGCCUCCCCCCUCGUCGUGCCUGGCACCGAGCCCGCCGUCGUUGCGCGCGAGGACGACUACUUCCAUGUCAACUACUACUCGGAUGGCUCGUGCCAGAACUACAUUGUGACCGGUGACGAAGCUGAUGGUGCGUUAGGCGACUUCGACGGCUACCUCCAGGGCCCGCACAACUACGACGGCGACUUCGGCGGCACCUACGCUGGAAGCUUCAUCGUCGUCAACGUCGGCACCUGGGCUCAGACGCUCGACGUGAACGGCCAGACCGUCUUUGACAUUUCGCUCUGCCCGAGCGACCACCCGCCUCAGGCCAACCAGAUCCAGACUUGCUUCCCCCUCGGCAUGAACGUCGGCAAGGAGAGCAUCUACUUUGGCGCCUGCGAGCUCUUCUGUGCCGAGUGCUUCGCCCCGGCUUAG